Messenger RNA from Ailuropoda melanoleuca (giant panda), 2104 nucleotides. It is a transcript of the gene PRKCZ, whose product is annotated as protein kinase C zeta. Gene Ontology annotation, molecular function: protein serine/threonine kinase activity; ATP binding. NCBI's taxonomy places the organism in Eukaryota, Metazoa, Chordata, Mammalia, Carnivora, Ursidae. Gene Ontology annotation, biological process: protein phosphorylation. The transcript is spliced from 15 exons. The record is from RefSeq and is a predicted model, not a curated record. Bases 502 to 1725 code for a protein of 407 amino acids.
GCCGUGUUUUAGUUGGUGCCUCAGCUGCCGGCUCCAGCUUCCCAGGGGAGCGGGUACCACCCGGCCUGGAGACAUGAGGCAGGGAUGUGAGAGGCGGGGGACGGGCCAGCCAUCCUUCCUUUAAAUAUCUGCUCCUCGCCUGUGAGCGCACCCUGCCCACUGUGGGUCCACGGGGAGCAGAGGGCAGCGUCGGCGCACUGAAGGAGAGGAAGAUGCCUCCCUUCACGCCCACCGCUCCAUAGAGCAUAAAGAACCCUGUGCUGAGCAGGCGGGAGAAGAAAGCCCGAGUCCAUCUACCGCCGCGGAGCCAGAAGAUGGAGGAAGCUGUACCGUGCCAACGGCCAUCUCUUCCAGGCCAAGCGCUUUAACAGGAGAGCGUACUGUGGCCAGUGCAGCGAAAGGAUAUGGGGUCUCGCAAGGCAGGGCUACAGAUGCAUCAACUGCAAGCUGCUGGUCCAUAAACGCUGCCACGUGCUCGUCCCGCUGACCUGCAAAAGGCAUAUGGAUUCUGUCAUGCCUUCCCAAGAACCUGCAGUAGAUGACAAGGACGACGGCCUUCCUUCUGAGGACACCGAUGGAAUUGCUUACAUUUCUUCAACCCGGAAACAUGACAACAUUAAAGAUGAUUCUGAGGACCUCAAGCCGGUUAUCGAUGGGAUGGAUGGAAUCAAAAUAUCUCAGGGGCUCGGACUGCAGGACUUCGACCUGAUUAGGGUCAUUGGACGCGGGAGCUAUGCCAAGGUCCUCCUGGUCCGGCUGAAGAAGAACGAUCAGAUGUACGCCAUGAAAGUGGUGAAGAAGGAGCUAGUCCACGAUGACGAGGAUAUUGACUGGGUACAGACAGAGAAGCAUGUGUUUGAGCAGGCAUCCAGCAACCCUUUCCUGGUCGGCUUACACUCCUGCUUCCAGACAACAAGUCGGCUGUUCCUGGUCAUAGAGUACGUCAAUGGCGGGGACCUCAUGUUCCACAUGCAGAGACAGAGGAAGCUUCCAGAGGAGCACGCCAGAUUCUACGCUGCUGAGAUCUGUAUCGCUCUCAACUUCCUACACGAGCGAGGGAUUAUCUACCGGGACCUGAAGCUGGACAACGUGCUCCUUGACGCCGAAGGCCACAUCAAGUUAACGGACUAUGGCAUGUGCAAGGAAGGCCUGGGCCCUGGUGACACGACCAGCACUUUCUGCGGAACCCCAAAUUACAUCGCCCCAGAAAUCCUGCGGGGGGAGGAGUACGGGUUCAGCGUAGACUGGUGGGCUCUGGGCGUUCUGAUGUUUGAGAUGAUGGCCGGACGCUCCCCCUUUGACAUCAUCACCGACAACCCCGACAUGAACACAGAGGACUACCUUUUCCAAGUAAUCCUGGAGAAGCCCAUCCGGAUCCCCCGAUUCCUCUCCGUGAAAGCCUCCCACGUCUUGAAAGGAUUUUUAAACAAGGACCCCAAAGAGAGGCUCGGCUGCCGGCCACAGACGGGGUUUUCCGAUAUCAAGUCUCACGCAUUCUUCCGCAGCAUAGACUGGGACCUGUUGGAGAAGAAGCAGGCCCUCCCGCCAUUCCAGCCGCAGAUAACCGACGAGUACGGUCUGGACAACUUCGACACCCAGUUCACCAGCGAGCCUGUGCAGCUGACCCCGGAUGAUGAGGACGUCAUAAAGAGGAUCGACCAGUCUGAGUUUGAAGGUUUCGAGUACAUCAACCCGUUACUGCUGUCCACCGAGGAGUCCGUGUGAGGCCGUCUUCUCCGCCGCGGACACGUGUGUGAAUGACCCCUUCUGUCUCUCCGUAAGCACAGCGCAUGCAUGCCAGGCUGGGCGCGGGGCUCCGGGCGCAGCCCCGGGGGGCACUCGCCGCCCCGACCGCGGAUGGGGCGUCCAGCCGGCGCUUCUCGGAGCGGAACAGUCUUGCGUCUGGGCCCGCGCGGCCGGCUUCGUGCUGGAGGAAUUUGCUUCUUGUGCCUGUGCCGCGGAGGCCCCGCGGUGACCGUGUCCGAGGGAGAAACUGCCCCAUGAUUUCGAAGGUGCACACUUUCCACAGAAACAGAACUGACCUGCUCCGCCAGGAGUUAGCCUGUAACGUCCUGAGGAAUAAAAUGUGCCCAUGAUGUCGAAA